Messenger RNA from Sardina pilchardus (European sardine), 9128 nucleotides. RefSeq names its product protein phosphatase, Mg2+/Mn2+ dependent, 1Ab (gene ppm1ab). NCBI's taxonomy places the organism in Eukaryota, Metazoa, Chordata, Actinopteri, Clupeiformes, Clupeidae. The record is from RefSeq and is a predicted model, not a curated record. The transcript has 7 exons. The coding region runs from base 389 to 1567 and encodes 392 amino acids. Gene Ontology annotation, cellular component: cytosol; nucleus. Gene Ontology annotation, biological process: negative regulation of canonical NF-kappaB signal transduction; positive regulation of canonical Wnt signaling pathway; peptidyl-threonine dephosphorylation. Gene Ontology annotation, molecular function: manganese ion binding; protein serine/threonine phosphatase activity; magnesium ion binding.
UGUUUAGGUAGGUAGACAGAAGGCAGGAAAAAAUUGGGCACCCAACUGAUAUGCAUCAGUGGGAAAUAUAUGUACGUAGAGUAUGGUUCUCUAAUACUUAGCAUAAAUAUUUCAAAGAAUAAUCUAUCUUUGACUGGCCCAUGCUGUAGAUACCAUGUUUUUUCCAUCUGAAUGUAGCCGGUUGAAGGCGGUCUCUCCCCUUCAUUACAAUCGCUCUGAUCCCUCUUUUCCCUCGGUGUUCCAUUCCCAGCAGUAAGCUAGCUAGCAACCAUUCAGCUAAGGAUAGUUUGCUAGCCACUGUGCUGCUAGCUACACCCCUCUUCUUUUUCUGCAUGGUUUCACACAGCAAAUCGUAGCAUACGGAUUACGAAAGAAACAGAACAAGAACAUGGGGGCUUUUCUGGACAAGCCAAAGAUGGAGAAGCACAAUACGCACGGUGAGGGCAACGGCCUGCGCUACGCCCUGAGCAGCAUGCAGGGCUGGCGGGUGGAGAUGGAGGACGCGCACACGGCAGUGAUCGGCCUGCCCAACGGCUUGGCUCCCUGGUCCUUCUUCGCUGUGUACGACGGACACGCAGGCUCUCAGGUGGCGCGCUACUGCUGCGAACACCUGCUGGAUCACAUCACCAGACGAGGCAGUGGGGGAGAGGAGGGCUCAGAGUUCGCAGAGCCGUCGGUGGAGAGCGUCAAGAGGGGCAUCCGCACGGGCUUCCUGCAGAUCGACGAGCACAUGCGGGCGCUGUCGGAGCGCAAGCACGGUGCCGACCGCAGCGGCUCCACGGCCGUGGGCGUGAUGAUCUCGCCGCGCCACGUCUACUUCAUCAACUGCGGCGACUCGCGAGCCCUCCUGAGCCGCGGCGGCCGCGUGCACUUCUUCACGCAGGACCACAAGCCCAGCAACCCGGCGGAGAAGGAGCGCAUCCAGAACGCCGGCGGCUCCGUCAUGAUCCAGAGGGUCAACGGCUCGCUGGCCGUCUCGCGCGCCCUCGGCGACUUCGAUUACAAGUGCGUGCACGGCAAGGGCCCCACCGAGCAGUUGGUGUCACCUGAGCCCGAGGUGUACGAGAUCGAGCGUUCCGAUGCCGAGGACGAGUUUGUCGUGCUGGCCUGCGACGGCAUCUGGGACGUCAUGGCCAAUGAGGAAUUAUGCGACUUUGUGCGCUCCCGCCUUGAAGUGACCGAAGACCUGGAGAGUGUGUGCAACGAGAUUGUCGACACCUGUUUGUACAAGGGAAGCCGGGACAACAUGAGCGUGGUACUGGUUUGCUUCCCCGGGGCCCCCAAGAUCUCCCCUGAAGCUGUGAAGAGAGAGGCAGAACUGGAUAAGUACCUGCAGAGCAGAGUAGAAGAGAUCAUUAAGAAGCAGGGUGACGAGGGGGCCCCGGACUUAGUCCAUGUGAUGCAUACGUUAGCGACGGAGAGCAUCCCCAACCUCCCGCCUGGGGGAGAGCUGGCCAGCAAGCGUAGUGUGGUGGAGGCCGUGUACAACAGACUCAAUCCCCACAAAGGCGACGACACAUGUGGGGCUACCAAAGAGGGCAGAGCGUUUGGGACUUCCAGACUGUAGAAGGUCUGAAGAGGGACAUCCUCCCUUUACUCUUCCGCUGUUUCUCUCUCCUCUGUCUCUCCAUCCUUCCCUCUCUUUCUCUAUGUCCCUCCUUCUCUAUGUACGUUUUCUCUCUGUACACCCACUUCUAUCCCUCGCUCCCCCUCUUUUAUUGUUUUUAUAUUAUCAAAAUUUCUCUGUUUUUCUCCUAUCUUGUUUUCUCUCUCUCUCUUUCUUUCUCCUCAUCUUUUUCUCUCUAAAGGACUCAGCAUCAACAGAUGACAUGUGGUAACACAGCCUGCCUAUCCCUUAAGCACUGUUAUCUCACAAAUGCCACCUAGUCAUUCGAGACCAACCACAGCCACGACCCCCCUCCGCCCCCUACCCCGCACUCCUACAUACACACACGCCAUCCAUCCUCUAUCCACUGCCUGGACUGCUCUCUCUGGUACAAAAGAAGGGAAUACGAUGGAUGUGUGUGGAAGGAAAAGGGGUGAAUGAGGAAGAGGAGAAAGAAGAGGAACAAUUACAACAACAAGCACAAGCAAAAACUUCCCCUCACUGAGAACCAUCAACCCUAACCCUCAGCAUUGCACAGCAACAGUCCGCCAUGGAAGCUCCGCACUGAUCCAUGUCCUCGAUUGUCUCGCUCGCUUCUGUUUGUGGUGGGGGUAUUUUUUAUGAAUAUUUUUUUGGAUUGUUUGGUUUGGUUUGGGUUCUUCAUAUUUGCACCUCAGAACAAUAGUUGUGAAGUACAUGGGGGUGGGUCGCGCUAGGGUGGUUGCGGGUUUGUGUGGAUCAGUUUGAAUGGAUGUGUUUUGCGAUGCAUUUGUAUGCGUUUUGGUGGGAGUGUGAAUAUGAGGGAUAGAUUUAUGUGUUCGUUUAUAAAGGAAAAAGUCUCUGUGAAGUGCAGUUGUCCUUCUGACUGGCAAAAUAAGAAGCCUGUAUUUAACAAAGUUAGUGAUGAAGUGUAAGCAAGCAAACAAACAAGAUAACAAAAAAAAAGAGGAAAUCACUCAAAAAAUACCAGGAGAAUUCCCAAGUCUUUGCUCUUUGAGGUUAUGUUGAGAUGCGGUACUUUUGUGGGUCAACCACGAAAAAAAGAAAUCACAAUUGUGAUAUAAAAAAAAGCGUAAAAUAUUUGAAUUGUGUUGUUGUGUUUUCUAUUUCUAUCUGACUGUCUCCCCUCUUUCCUUACACUGGCUUUUACACCCUUUCCCCCCUCCAAUCUCCCCAAUGCAGGUCCUUCUCUGCCCCCCCCCCCCAUCUUUCCAGUUGAAUUGUGUAUGUUUUUUUUAUUUUUUUUAAAGAGUGUGUGUGUUUGUGUCCGCUUGUGUGUGCCUGAGUGAACCACUAUCCUUGAGCUAGUGUGAAUGUGCGAGUGCAAUCAGGUGGCGAUGCCUGCGUAAACGUGGGAUCUGGAUGUAUGUGCUCCCUCUCAAAUGGCAAGGGUGCCAUCAUUGUGUGAUUGCCAGCAGGGAUGACUUCGACACUGCAGGCCUGUGAUUGUCUCCUCACCCUUAUAGUAUAGGAGUACAAGACUAUGUGUUGUCAAGGCCGCCUUCACAUUCGUUUUUUCCUUCUCUCUUUCCUGUUAUUUUAUUUUAUUUUUUUUUGCUUGUGAAUGAAGCCUGCCAGCCUGCUAGACAUGAAGGGAAUUGUCCCUUUGUUAAAGAGAAAAGAGAAAGGUGAGAGAAAGAACUCUGUCUCUUUCCAUGGUCUUUGUUUAUGGGAAGUUGUUGUUGUUGGCUCAUAAAGGGGCAUCUCAGGCGUUCAGGGCAAAAGCAGAGCGAAAUGUCCUUAACGUCAGCCAUUGCAUAGGUCCACCUUUUUCUUCACAUAGUGAAAUGUACCUUAUCAUACUACUCUCCUUCAUUACCUGUCCACAGUAGUCUUGUUAACCUGAUGUCAGUUUCAGAGGCCCAUGCAACAUUAGUGGUUGUGUAUAGAGAGUGUAUUUCCCAAUCGGACUGGUGCAUCAGUAUACCCCAGAGUGCGUCCCCUGAUGCUCUAUCUGUGCUUUGCACAUUGGCUUUCUGACCAAUCUUACCGUGGCUGUAACAAGGAUACAUGCUGAGAUGUCACUGUUUGAGAGCAGUCUCAUUUAAAGCAACACAAUGCAGUUCUUUUACCUUAAAACAACAGCUUCAGACCCAUUUUGGUGCUAUACCAACAUUGCUAAUGUGCGCCCGGAAUGCCCUAUAUUCCACAAUGUAGUGUUGAUUGGGUAGGAUCAAGACCCUUUUAGUUUUGUUUUGUUUGUUUGUUUGUUUGUUUUGACAAACUGGGUGUCACCUCAGUGCUACAGUAAAUAGCAUUACAUAUUGAUACCAAGGGGCAUAGAUAUCAAUUCUUCCAUGUUGUUGCUUUAGAUGAGGCUUUUACAUGUUUGUGAUUUAGUUAAUUCAAUCAGACAAGAAACGAAGGGCUGAACUUAAGGUGGAAAAUAGAGGCUUGGCAGAAUUCAUGAGGUACAAACGUAACUAAUGAAAUUGCUUACAGCAGUGUCAGUGUGUCUGUGUCAGCUAUUAUUUUACAGUAUUUAAGUAAAUUGUCUGACUUGUCUUGGGCUCUAGCAUCUGAAAAACACAAAUGAUCUGUUUCCAACUGAUCUCUUUAUUCUACUCUCCUCCUUUGCCAUUUCCAAGUGUCCAAUGAAUACCUGCCUUGCAAUCUUGCUAAUUUUGCAUGUAGGCUAAUCGCCAUCACCAAAAUUAGUUUCAGACUUGUGUGUGUGUGUGUGUUGAAAUUUCAUAUCCAUCCAGCAAACAGGCUGAGGCCAUAUUGAACGAAGUCGCAGAAACGGUGCGGAAAUCAAAUAAAGGCACUAUGCAGAGGGAGUUGAUUUAGUCUUUUGCUUUGAAAUCAUGAAAUAGCGGUGUGAGGACAUCGAAAUAGAUUAAACAGUGCCCUAGUGUUUUUAAAUGCUGAUUGAUGCGUACACUUAGGCAGAGCUGGACUUUGUCAAAAACAUACAGGAGUGACCAUGCCAAGCCAUGGAAAUGUCCCUGAUGUGAGAAGAAGCCCCUCGAUUGCUCUAAAUUGAAAGGAAAAAGGGAUAUGUUUUCACUUUGAAUAGGGCUGCAACUUAUUUUCAUAGAUGAUUAAUCUGUUGAUUAUUUUCUUGAUUAAUCGAUGAGUUGUUUGAUUGAUAUAACAAAAUGUUGAUUAGUGUUUCCCAAAGCCCCAGAUUAUGUCCUCAAAUGCCUUGUUUUCUCAAUACUGUUAGUAGUUUACAGAGAAUUAAGUAAAGAUAUAAUUACUUACAUUUAAAAGUUUAAAAAAAAAAUACAUAAACCAAUCAACCGAUCGACAAUAGUUGGCAAAUAGUUCAAUAGUUGACAACUAAUUGAUUACUCCAUGAAUUGUUGCAGCCCUGGCGUUGAAGCUGUUUAUGUGCAGAGAUGUGGAGGUAGCAAAGUUCACAAGCUUGAUUAGUUUACCAAGGGUAUUAUAUUUUCAGUUUUAAUGCGUGUUUAAAGUGUGAAUGUUACGUGAUGCUUGUGGUUCUUCUUUUGAGAUGAGAUGCUACUCACCCCAUUCACCCUUCAAGAAUUUCAAAGAGUUGAAUAUUGGUUGGAAAAAAACAAAUUUUUGGUGAUCUCUCCUUAACCUUCCUUUGCCAAUUAAUGAGGACUCAAAAGUCCGCCUUCCUCCUAGCACCCUGUGAUUCAGAAAUACAGUGAAGGGGGUGUUCGUGGUUGUGUUUGCUAGAAAACGGUGAAGUUCACCUAUUAUUUUUUUAUUUUUUUAUUUUUCUGCCAGUCAGGCACUUCAGGGGAGGCUCACUGGUGUCAAUUGUCACCAAAUUUGAUCAGUUUACCACAAACUGUAGACCUGUUAACAAUAGUCGUAACCCCAAGCUCAAUGUGGCUUUUCCUCAUAUGUAUGUAUUCUUUUUUUUUUCGCUUUUCUUUCGGAAACUGUAACAGUCUAAAAGCUCUUAUUGCUCUAAAUGAUGUUGUCAAGGUUACAUGACAACAAAAAACAUGGAAACUGGUUUUCUUUUCACCAGCCCCUCUGCACAUGGCCAGAUGCCUGCACAAGCAUAAUUGUGUCAUAUAUUUUUACAUAAAAGUCCUUUUAGGAGUUCAGUACAUCGCCACAAGCUCAUAUAGUCAUGCUAACGCUUGACGAUGUAGCCUUAACGCUCUCGAGUAAGCUUCACCAGGGAACCCAGUGGAAAUCUCUUCCUGCGUUCUUGUGUGUAUGGAGAGAAUGAGCCAGUGGCCUUGGACUGGCUGCUCUCACAGAUGCUGAGUGCCAUUGUCGUCCUCCCCCUCAAGCUGAGGGUCGGGUGGAGAGCUUUGUGAGAUCAGAUGUGCAACCUAUCUUCCCCCUUAACUAUAAAUUAAUAGUAAAGAUAAUUGUAUUGUGAAAUUAUUAAUUAUAGCAUUGUGUUUGAAGCGUCUCAUUUCCAAGCUCUGUGUGAUUGACUUAUGGGCAAUUGAUUUGAUUCAGGUAUAUGUAGCCUUGAGCCAGUGCCGAGAUGGGUUUUUUUUGGAAGGAAACGACCCUACGAGUUUGCUUGUUCUUAAGUCCAAUAGCACCAUCACUAAGGAGUGAUUUUUGUUUUUAAGUUACAGAAGCUGCACAUAGUCAUGACUGCGUAACUUCUGGAAAUGAAGUGCCCUGAUUAUCUUUUUUGACUGAUCUCUGACAUUAGAUCUUGUAAUCUUGUAAUCUUGCGUGCGUUGAGCUCCAUGAACAGCUGAUGAUACAUUAGGCAACUUUUUGAGCAAUGUUGCAGGGCAGUGUUCCUGAUUAUUGUUGUUCGGGCACAUUCCGGUUGAUAUUGAUAUUGGGAAACAUUUUUUUUUUAAUUUUUUUUUUUUUAAAUCAGCAGAAGCCAAGUUGUGAUCAUUAUCAAAUCAGACCAUCUGGAAAUGGUUAUGUGGUUGCCCGGCAACAUUGUUCAAAAAAUACUGCUCCCAGUUGCCCUGCCUUUAAAAGCUGUUCAGAUAUAGUUCUGUCUGUUUUUGCAAGGCUCUGCAUCGAAGGUUCAGAAUACCAGGCUCUGCUCUCUGUUUGUAUUUUGUGUUGUAAGGUCAGGCUAAUGUCAAUUUCAGCACAUGCAGUAAGGCCAGUUGCACUUAAAAUGACUUGCCUGCACCGAAUGGGGGGGCUCUUAGUUCAACCAGGUUUUGCCAUUAUCAAGCUCCUCAAAAAAUGUGCUGUUCCAUUGUAUGUUGCCUGCAUUAGAAACAGCCUAUAAUGGCUCAGUUGUUUGCUGGUUGUUCCGCAGGGCCUUGCUGUUGUGUCGGAUGGCAUCAUUUCGAGUCGUCCUUUUUAGCUAAAUGGAGGCUCACAAAAGAUAUCCUCUUCCAAUGGUUGAUUUUCUUCCCUCUCCCGAAGACUAAUUUUUAUUACAUGUGCUGAUCCAGCUACAGUAUACAGCCGAACCGCAGUACCUCACAAGCGUUUAUCACAAGCACUUAGUGCGUCUCCUCUUGCUGGCCGACUGGGAAUGAUGUGGAACUAGUUGACAUGUCUUUUGUAUGUGUUGAUCUGAUGCAGUCUCUCUCUUUCUAUCUCUCUUCUCUCUUUCUUUCUUUCUCUCUCUCUCUCUCUCUCUCUCUCUCUCUCACAUCCCUACCUUUCUCCCAGGUCCUAGUCUUAGUAUGUCACUGUCCCCUUCUCUAUCCCUAUUGUGAACGAAUUGUUGAAUUUGUGUGGCUUUGGAAUUAAGGGUUGUGGAUAUACGCAUGGGUGUGUGAACUGUACUAAAUAGAGAAUGUUUUGAUAUAUGAUCCCUAGUAACAUCAAUAUUCUAUUUAUUGAAUUUGAGAAGUAGAAAAAGUAAAAAUUGAACCAUGGCUACCUAUAGUCUGUAUAGGUAGCUGUAUUAUCUUUGUUCCUAUAGAGGGUAGAUAUUGUUCCUUAGAGUAGCCUUUUUUUCCCUGGACCAUCUGUUCCCUACAUUGUAUGUGCUUAACAGAUGUCCCCUUAUUUUUGUCUAUCAAGGAAAUUAAAAAUGGGAUUUUAUUAGGAUUUUAAAAGAAUAAUAUAUUCAGGCUAAAUACUUGACUUAUUUGGAAGAUGAACCACUAUUGAGAGUUUUUGAAUCAAAUUGCACUGAUUGGUAGCCAAUGUUGGGCUUUCCUGGGAUAUUCAAAACAAAAUUUUGUGCACACAUAAAAAAAAGUGAUCUUUAAAAAGAAUACUCAGAGGAAAAUAUGAUUCAGCAACAGGGUAACAUCUAUUAAAUCUGCCACUGAAACAGUAAUAAUGAAAACAGAAAACAAAGAUAUAUAUAGACACAAUCUUUUUAACAGAGCUAACAAGAUGAAAAACAAAAUGAGAUAUUCUUCUUAGUGUGUCAUAGGGGAGUAUUCAUUGAAACAGCCCAAUUGCUGUUUGCUGUUUUCUGGCCCGGUACUAUGCUGUUGACUUCAAUUUCCCCUCCCCUCAUUUCCCUAAAUUUUUGGGGCCAUGCCACAGCAGGUUAAAUUUGCAAAGGCCAAGCCAAACCACAAUUUGCUCUGCCCUACCCUGAAUAUGAUCAAGUCAACAGCAAGCCAAUUGUGUUGAUGAAUAGCGAAGGGAGUAGGCAGGGGGAAAAAAAACAAGAACAACAGCUGAGACAUUUGGACUGUUUUAAUGGUCUUCUUUGUGCUCUACUUUGGCGGUUGAACGUGAAUUAAAGAAAUUACGGCAGUGGCAGAUAUAUGCUAGCAACAACAAAAAGAAAAUAGCAACAACAAGUAAACAAAAUAAGCAAAAUAGCAACCAAGAUGGGUAAAACAGACGAGCUCCGCUGUUGAGCUGCCCAGCAAACCUUUUAAUUCACUGAUAAGCUCACCAUUUUGCCUUAUGAACUGAACUCUACCCCAGCUUGCUUCGGGACUGGUCACACGAUCCGAGCUUUGGAAACGUGAAUCUGACUCGCCGAGUUGGUCAUUUCUAUGUCGACUGUACCUAUGUCAUAAGCUACAGCUUAGCUAUAGAGCAACACGUGCACACUUAAAUUGAGAGAUUUUUUUGUCUCUUUAUUAUUUCUGUUGUUUUUGUUUUGUUUGCAUUUUUGAUGAUGAUGAUGAUGAUAAUGAUGAUGAUGAUUAUAUCUGUGAUAUGAUGAUGUAAAAUUAAUCCACAUAAAAAAAAAAAAAAAGACUGCUCAUGUUGGUAUUCAUGUGUGCACAUUGCAGCAGAAUAAAGGAAAUAUAGUGUACUUCCCUGUUCCCAGUGUAUAGGUUGUGUGAUGCAACAGUAACCUAAGCCUGCCUUUCUCCACCCGCUUCUUUAGGAUUGUCUGUUGUUGAAUUUUACACAAUGGCUUGGUAAUUGUAUAUUUUGUAUUAUGUACUUAAUUCCAAAGAGAGAAAAAUUAUCUUUCUCCCUUUUUCCUCGCGUCUUUUCUGUCAGUGCCCCAGCAAUGACCAUCUAUUUGGAGUCAGCUGAACAAAUUGCAUUCCUUGAUGUGUUAAUUGUUGCUUGUUUUUUUGUUUUGUUUUUUGUUUCCUUCCCCCGCUUAAUUUUCUUUCGAGCCCUUUUCCUAUUUCUUUUUCCCUGUUGCCUCUGAAUUUGAAAAUGAGUUUCUAGUUUAGAAUACGUGGCACUAAAUAAAUGGAUUGCUAACAUA